Paramormyrops kingsleyae is the source of this 2495-nucleotide messenger RNA. Its product is annotated as 2-aminoethanethiol dioxygenase-like. NCBI's taxonomy places the organism in Eukaryota, Metazoa, Chordata, Actinopteri, Osteoglossiformes, Mormyridae. The record is from RefSeq and is a predicted model, not a curated record. Gene Ontology annotation, cellular component: mitochondrion. Gene Ontology annotation, molecular function: oxidoreductase activity, acting on single donors with incorporation of molecular oxygen, incorporation of two atoms of oxygen.
UCAGAUGUCCAUGAAUGGGGUAGGGGCAUGACUGGAAGCGUGGAAGUCAAUAGCUUGUAUGUAGCGGAGGACGCAGAUCGCUGCGAAGUUUAGUGAUUGUAAUUUUGUAAAACGUUUGAGAGGGUUUUGAAGUGAAUAUCACAAGGUAAAAAAAAAUCCGAAGCCUCUUGCUUAUAAGGAUUUGCUUGUGAAAACUUGCAUCGGUGCAGGUAACUGCUUCGUAGUAAGCUAAAUUGCCACAGUAUGCCACGGGACAACAUGACUUCGCUUGUACAAAGGAUCGCCAGGCAAGCUCUUGUGACAUUCAAAAAUCCACCAUCAGUCGGGGACAGUAGCAAGUCAUUUUUGGAAAACCAUGGUAAGCUUUACGGCCUCAUGAAUGAAGUCAGAGCGGCGGAUCUGAAGAUCACACCAAGAAAGGCUGAAAGUUCUGCAAUGUCUGCACCACAUACCCCACCGGUGACUUAUAUGCAUAUAUGUGAGACCGACGUAUUCAGCAUGGGGGUGUUUCUGCUGAAGACCGGGGCAUCUAUCCCGCUGCACGACCACCCCGGAAUGAACGGCAUGCUCAAAGUAAUUUACGGCAAGGUCAGAAUUACUUGUUUCGAUAAAUCGGACAGUCCCGUUGAUGCUGCAUGCAGCACACAGCCUAGUCCACCGCUGUUACCCUUUCAGAAGGACUCCUUGAAGAGAGCAGUGUUUCGGUCAGUUGGAGAAUACACUGAAGAAAGUGCAGCAUGCGUCCUGGCUCCCCAUAAAGACAACCUUCACCAGGUCGAUGCUGUGGACGGACCAACUGCUUUUCUCGAUAUUCUGGCACCCCCGUAUGAUCCAGAUAAUGGAAGGGACUGCCACUAUUACAAAGUUGUCCAGCCCAUGUCUGACACUGCUGUCAAAAAACCAGAGUCCCAGGAACCCAAAGAACUGUGGCUGCUUGAGAUUCCACAGCCUACAGAUUUCUGGUGUGGUGGUGAAUCUUACCCCGGCCCGGAGGUUUCGCUUUGAAGUAAAAUCAUGGAAGUGAAUCGUUAAUCAGUAUGUCUACUGGAACUACAGAGGGACACUCAGGAUAAUCCAUUGCUAAUAAAUAAAAUGUUUUACAUAUUUAUUUCUGUGCUCCUGUUUUAACUCAGUUUCAACUUUAUCUGCCUGCAUUUUUUUUUCAUAAUUUUACUAUCUGAUGAUGCACUUAGGCAUGCCUUGUUAACUUGUGGAAUCUGAUCUUAUGGAUUUUCUCUAAAAAGGCUUGAAAUUAUAACCCUGCUGUACUAAUUUAUUUGUAAAAAAUUAAUGUACAUCAAGUAAUAUAUUUUCUUGCUAUUCUGAGAACUGAGUGAAAAUGUUGCAGCUUUUGGAAUGAAAUAAUUUGGAUUUCUUAAAAUCAAAACAAGUUAAUUGUUUUGCAGAUGUUUGUGUUAAUCAAAAUUGUGAUGUAUUGGGUGGCACCCACAAUUUUUGUCAGUCUUUCUCAUUUAGUUAAUUAUUUAUUAAAAUGACUUUUAAGGUUUUUAUGCAACCUGUUUGAUUUGUGCUGAAACAUUUUGUAAGGCAUUUUGGUUUGUGCCGAACAGUCUAUCGCAAUGUGUCCUUUUGGAUUGUUUAUCCGAUUGGGAAAAAUGGUUGUGAUUUUUCGCACAAUGGAAUUUUAAGGUCAUUUUUUCCUCUACAGUAUUUACAUGAAACGAAGUUUGCUGUAAUUCUUGUGUUAAGAGAACACUUGUCACUUGUAAAUCUUUUUUACUCUGGGAAGGUGUGCCUUAAGUAAAAAAUAAAAUUAGAGCAAUGACAUAAACUGCACAACAUGUUCUAGUUGAAACUUUCAAAGGAUGUGAAGGCUUUAGUCAAUGUCUUUGGUCAGAAUUCCCAAAUCGAGCCUUAUUUUAUUUUUUUCAAAAUUGAGGCAAAUUGUCUUGGCUUUAAUUUUGUAGGUGUGUGUACGCAAUAGGAUUUCACAUCAUUUAUUGGGUAUUUUUCAGAUUAUCCAAGUAUUUACUUCAAUAAACUUGAGGUGAUGUAAAAUCUAGUAUAACUAGCAUGUUGCAUUUGAAGUGCAGUGUGCAUAUGUGUGUAUAUAUGUGUAAUGUAAAUUGUUUAUAUAUUUAGCCAUGAUCGUGCAAUUUAGUGUUGACUGUCAGAAGUGAUAACAAUUGUUUGUUUUAUGUCUUGCAAUAAUUUUAUUUCGGUCAUGGGCACAUUUCAGAGAUGUGAUUAAAAAUAAGCAUACAAGUAUAGGGGCUGUGAUUAUGUUGUGUCAAGGAAGCACAAUGUGAAUAUGCUUUUGUAAUUAGGUUUAUACAUGCAUGAGCAUCAGUUUCUUUGUUUUAUAAUUAAUGUAUUUGUCAUCCUAGGUAAUCUUUUUCUUUCUUACAAUUUCUCCUUAUUUGUAUAAAAUGUCCUUGAUUGUAUUGCUAUUAUUGCAAGAAUUGUCAUUUGAAGUGGUAUAAAUGCCAUUUUUUUUGCCUUGCUGAGUUUUUUCAGUAAAGAGUUUCAAAUCA